GUGGUGAAUACUUUUUCUGUUGGGAAACAGAAGAGUGCUUCUUGAGUAAAAAGUAUGCCUCCCAAGUUCAAGCGCCACCUAAAUGAUGAUGAUGUCACUGGUUCUGUGAAAAGCGAAAGGAGAAAUCUUCUGGAAGAUGAUUCGGAUGAAGAAGAAGACUUUUUUCUAAGGGGACCAUCUGGACCAAGAUUUGGACCUAGAAAUGAUAAAAUUAAGCAUGUUCAGAAUCAGGUGGAUGAAGUUAUUGAUGUCAUGCAAGAAAAUAUUACAAAGGUAAUUGAAAGAGGGGAGAGACUAGAUGAACUACAGGACAAAUCAGAAAGCUUAUCGGAUAACGCAACUGCGUUUAGCAACAGGUCCAAACAACUUCGAAGGCAAAUGUGGUGGCGUGGAUGCAAAAUAAAAGCCAUCAUGGCUUUGGUUGCUGUUAUCCUUUUGCUAGUGAUUAUCAUUCUUACAGUCUUGAAAUACCGUGCUUGAUUUGGUGACAAAGAUCUUCAUUACACAAAAUCUGGGACAAUAAUAAAAGAUUGCUGCAUAAUUUAAAUGAAACUUAUGUAUAUAACUUUCAAAACUUCUUUUUCAAGAAACUAAGAGGCAAGUAUCACUUCAAAUUGGAGCAUUGAGAAUGUCCAGUUUUCUUCUUCCCUGCGAGCAAAAUGUGUUUUUAAAAAUUAUGUUUAAGGCAGAGAUAACCAGCCUCUCUUUUGCCAUAUUCCAAGGAUCUAAUUUGAAACUAGAUACUUGCCAGUUCAUUAUUUGUACAUGGAAUUAAACAGUGAUCAUAAUAUUUCAUACUGUUACUAUAAGGACUUGCAUUAUUGCAUUGACAUGGGGUCAGACUGGGAGUCCAGAAGCCUAUGUAGAGUACUAAAACAUGCAUAGCCAUUCCAUCAAUAUUUGCAAGAUUCUUCUCACAUUACGAUUGCUUUGCAAGCAAUUUCCACAUGUUUAUGGGUGUAACAAAAGCUAAAUGUAAAUGUUGCUGCCUUCAGCUAUAACUAAAACAUUCCAGUAAACCUAUUUUUGACUGUAAAAGGGAAUGUGUAGUAAUUUUUUGGCAUAUGGAUUAUGGAAAUGGAAAACUUAAAUACAAAAAGCGUAGUAUGGCACCAUAAAACUGGAGAUAAUAAAAUUAUUGGAGAACAUCAUUGGAGUGUUUGAAAGUGAACAGCAUGGUCCGGUCUGUUUCCAGUUAGCCUCCAAUAAGGAGGAACCACACCUAAUGUGAGUAAAUGAAAUCCACAGGUAACUUAUUCUCUAAUCUUAUUUUGAUAGCUUCCCUCUUUAACUUCAACUAGUCCCUCUGCCAGAAGUGCUCAAAGUAGCAAAAUCAUCUGCUUAGAAUUUGUUACUUUUGCAUUUCCUAAUCAUCCCCCAAGAGAUGCAUGUUGUAUAGUCAGAUGUCAAAUUAGCCAAUAGUGAUGCGUCUAGAAAGUCAGGAGGUAAUCAUCAUCAGUAACCAAAUAGCUAGAGUCACCAUUAAUUUAAAUUUGUUUUUACAGCAAUAAAAUGUAAUGUUAACGUUAAAAUGUGCCAACCUCCUUGUGUUGUUUAAACAAGUCAAAGUGAAAAGACAUAGUCCUCAAAUGUGUUCGAGGAGGAGGCUUUAUAAUAAAAUUGGAGGUCCUGCAGGAACUUUUGCACAUAGAUAUGGUGACUAUAUAUGCGUAUGUAACUAACUUUGAAAUGCGGUUAAUAGAAGACACAGUAUUGAAAUGGGAAAGACAAAUGAUCCUGUAUAGGUUUAUUUCUUUGGUCAUUUUAAUUCAGAAUGUAUGAAACAUAGAAUCUGUUUUUGUUUUUUUAAAAAUUCUACAGGAAUUUUUAAGUACUAAGUACUACAGGAAUUUUUUUUUUCCAUGCUUGCCACUUUUAUUCAAAAUUGUACUGGAGUUUUUAGCCAAAAGAAUUAAGCAAGAGACAGAAAUAAAAGCUAUCCAUAAUGGAAAAUAAAUAACAAGCAAAGAAUGUAGAAAACCUUAAAGAGUCCACAAAUAAGUGCUAUAGCUAUGAAGAGUCCAGCAAAUUUGUGUGCUAGAAGGUCAAUUUUUAAGUACUAAGAGGCAAAAAUGUUCUGUUUAAAUGGAAAGAAAUAUGAAAGGAAAAAGCACAUCAGUAGCUACUCAAGACAUCUACAGGUUACGCUAAGUUUGAUAGUCUGAUACACUUUGAAGAAGAUAAAUGUUUUACAUCCCAGGGGGUGUGGUCACUGGUCUCUCUACUCUUCAUAAAUAUCAAUGUAAAUAACGAAAGAAAUAUUAAAUCCUUUGACUAAAUAGGAUGCCCAGGAAAAUGAGCAUUUUUAGAAUCUUAGUACCUAAUACAGUUCAGGAAUGGAAAUAUUUUAACGGGAUGGACAGAAUCAGUCCUAACCUAUGUAUGUAUAUCUUUUAUUCGGGAUUGGCACUAGACUUAUCAGUGGCUAAUUUUCCAUUAGUUAGGGGAGAAAUCUGGUUUUUCCAUGAUAGCAGUGAAGAAGAAGAUUAUUUCUCAAAAAGAAUCCACGUUUCCAAUGUUUCUUUUAAUAAAGUAUUAAAAUUAUUUGUUUUAACCAUAAAAAAUUACAAUACCAUAUAUAUGUUAUUUUCCUUGUAUUUAAAUAUGUGACUGCCAGAAAUACUGGUGGCAAGCAUGUCACUCUGUGUUCUAGUGGUGACUUGGUACACAGUUUACCCUUUUGUGUUUCUUGGUCUUCACGAGCCCUGACAUUCUUAAAACGGAUGGCAUGCUUAUGACUUUACCAUGGUAAUCUUAGAGACACGAGCUUCUUACAAUCAAAAAAUGUUGUUCAAAUUGAUGUCAGGCCUACCUACCUUCCUUCCCUUAAUCAUUCUUUUUCUCAUUCAGCUCAGAUCAUCCUGCACUUGAAAAAUGAAGUUUUACCACUAUCAAAACUAUCAUUAUUUAACAGCAACGAAGAUCAACAGAAAAAUUCAAGUAGCUUUGUAAAUACUAGUUGGUAUCCAGUGAAAGCAGGUCACUAUUUUUAUAAUGCUUGAAACAUACCCUUAUGAUUUGUGUUUAAUUACUGAAGCCUAUGCCCUGUAGUAGUUUCAUGAUUAUAAAACUGACUGACUGACUCCUUCUGACUAGAACCCAGUGUCACUAGUGGUCUUUUGGCUUCUCCAUCCUGAUAAAGCUCACUGAAAAUUGCACUCCGGUUUUAUGAACUUGGGGGUUUCUUGAUUCAAAGAAAGCUCAGUAUUGAAAAUGGAACAUCUAAAAUGGAGGAGGACUAAUUAGUUCACAGCAGAGAGAGAAAUACACGGGUUAAUGCCCUGCAGAUCACUUACCAUCCGAGCGCUCCGCGUUAGAAGAGAACGUCCGGCACUUCUACGGCAAAAUUAGACGUCGCUCCAUUCUGUGUAGCAAGAAUAAAAAGAAAUUGAAAUCUCCCAUGGUCAAUCCAGUCUUCAACAUGCUUGCUGCCCUGUGUGCUCUGUCGCCCACACCUACUCCUGUCUACACCUGUGUGUCUGUACACGGACGAGAACACAUGCAAGAUACUGUGUGUGCAUGCUGGGGGGAAGGGAUGCUGCUACGGAAGGUCCUUAAUCGUAGCGAGUCUCACCAAGUCCAGGAUAGCUAACUGUUCUGUUUCAUGAGUCUGACCUUGUGUUCUCACAAUGGGAAUGUGACUGAAGUCGAUUUUAUCUUUCCGAGUGUGGAGUAAGGGCAUGCAUCAGUCCGAAGGCAUUUCUACAUUUGUUUGAGAAUGCGUGGUAGUGCUUACAUGUGUGCAGGAAAUUUUCACAGAGCAUUGUAAAGGUGCUGAGUCCAAAGGAGCCGAGACUUGCCCUUCUCAGUCCACCCCCUGCUCUGUCCAUGAUGUAGACAAACAGAACCAUGGGUCAGAAGGACGUGGGACUCGGGCUGUCUUUGUAAGUUUGAUUUGGUCUUACUCUUUUUCUGAAAAUCAAGUAGAAAUAAGGGAAGGGGACACAAACUUUUAAUCUGGCUCCUGUUUUAUAAAACUGCUUGGGCAGCACAGGGUUGGGGGGGGCACAUGGGGGUGGAAAAACUGCUUGGAACAGGUCAGUAGGAAUUGAAAGGAAAGCAUGACUAACCUAGUUAGAGUGGGUAAGUGUAAGCUUGUGAAGGCACAGAUGAUACCAUAUUUGUGUGUCUCCACAGCACCCAGCAUAAUGCUGUGGACCUGGUACUUUCUAGAUAAGUACCUAGGAAACCACAAAGACACCAGUGUGCUAGUAUGUGAGAGUCCGCUUCCAAGUCCUGCCUGCAGAGGUAAGCACAUGAUAGUGGCCUUUGGACUUUGCCAGGUGAUAGUAGGGCUCUUUAACAAUAAGUGGGUAUAGAGAAAUCCUGAUUUUAUAGUAUUCCAUCAGGUUCUUUUCAUUUGAGGAAGUCUCAAUGAUUUGAUUUCAAGGCUAAAAAGCACAUUGCAUAUUUCAGAGAUUUUAGUAAAAUGUUAAAAAAGUAUAAGAAAAUUCAACCACUUGUUUUUUAUGCUUUGGGUAUAUGUUUUUUGAAAUUCCAUGCUCUUCUAUUUAAUCUUUUGAAAAGUGCCUUUGCUGUUAUAAGAUGUAUGGUGGAGAUGAGCAAAUGCGAUGGUCCUGUGCCCUGGUCUCCAGCUUCUCCACUCUUCAUAACCACCCCUACCAGUGUUGCAAAGUUUAGAACCUUGUGUUCGUGUCAGCUAUGUGUCUGUAGCCCCUCCAUACUAAACAGUAAAAUAAACUUUCAUAGAAAACAAAA
Mustela lutreola (European mink) is the source of this 4719-nucleotide messenger RNA. RefSeq names its product vesicle associated membrane protein 4 (gene VAMP4). The coding region runs from base 55 to 480 and encodes 141 amino acids. The transcript is spliced from 7 exons. Gene Ontology annotation, cellular component: membrane. Gene Ontology annotation, biological process: Golgi ribbon formation; vesicle-mediated transport. Lineage: Eukaryota; Metazoa; Chordata; Mammalia; Carnivora; Mustelidae. The record is from RefSeq and is a predicted model, not a curated record.